CAUCAGCGACUCUGUGUCUAAUACAACACAAAAUCCUGUCAGGACAGUCGCCGCUCACCAGCACACUCUUUAAACCCCGUUAGAGCUUACGCACAUACGCACAGCGGCGCUUUUAUUUGAUUCUAUUCAUUUUUCCCCUCUGGCAUGAAAGAUUCGUCAUGAACGUUUUUAUAUCUGUCCCAAAUUAAUCUCAUCUCUCGCUCCAUUUGCGCGAUGGCAAAGUGCGUAGAAGUUGCAGGAGGGCUGAGGAGAGUCGACCUAAAUUAUGGUCGCAAUUAUCUUUUGAGACCCAAGAGACAAGGCGCCGUAGACAGAAGGAAUUAGUGAAGGAGUAAAACGAUUAAAACGCUCGACCCCCUGUCUCCAGACAGGUUCGCUCAUUACCGCGAUAGAGGACACGAAGAGUGGAGGAGAAUUUCUGAGGACAGAAAUGCGGAUAACGACUGGGAAAAUUACCACAGUGUUUUGUUGCAUCACCGGUAGAAGGUAAGAUGUUUGUGGAUUCGUGUCAUAAGAAGUGGGUCACAGCACUCCUGCUCCUCUACUGUUUGCAGUCAUCAGCAUCUGAGUUCCUAUGGCCAUGUCCUCAAAAGUGUAUUUGUAAGCAGGACACACCAGAGGUCAAUUGUUCGUCCAAACACUUAACAGUUGUUCCGGAAGGAUUACACAUCAGUACCAAGCGUCUGAAUCUUUCUGGCAACCGCUUGAAGACACUGAGUCGGCGACAGUUCUAUGGAUUAACCCAACUAGAGGAGCUGGACCUUAGUGAGAACCUUAUAUCUAUGAUUGAAGUGGAAGCCUUUCAGGGUCUAAAAAACCUACGAAUAUUAAAAAUAAAAAACAACAGACUUAAGAUCAUCCCAGUUGGUGUCUUCUCUGGUUUGUUGAACCUUCUCAGCCUGGACAUUAGCAGGAAUGAGAUACUUGUGUUUCUAGACUACACAUUUCAGGAGAUGGUGAACCUACAAGAAAUGAAUGCAGGGGAAAAUGACCUGGUUUUUAUCUCACAGAGAGCCUUUGUUGGUCUGCAGAGCCUACAAGAGCUGAAUGUGGACCGCAGUAACCUUACCUCUAUCCCUACUGAUGCAUUUUCACAGCUCCAAAGCCUGACCAAACUGCGCCUACGGAGACUCAAUAUUAAUGUAUUACCCAACAAUGCCUUUCGCCGGCUGCACCAGCUGCGUACACUGCAGAUACUUCAGUGGCCCUCACUAGAGACUUUAAACAGCAACAGCCUUGUGGGUCUUAACCUCACCACCUUGGUUAUUAGUAACUGCAAUCUGGGUGCCAUACCAUAUGCCGCAUUGCGCCAUUUAACACACCUGAUCUAUUUAGAUCUGUCCUACAAUCCCAUUACAUCUGUAGAAAGUUCUAUGCUGGGGGAGUUGCUCAGACUUCAGGAAUUCCACUUGGUUGGUGGAAAACUUCUCCGCAUUGAGCCAGGGGCCUUUAGGUGUUUGCUUCACUUUCAGCUGCUCAAUGUAUCCUCAAACCGACUUACAACCCUAGAAGAGAGUGCCUUUCAUGCAGUCGGGAACUUAAAAACCUUGCGGUUAGACAGGAACCCACUAACUUGUGACUGUCGUUUAUUGUGGGUGGUGCGGCGUCGUUUGAGGUUAAACUUUGAUGGUCGCCAGCCAACAUGUACUACGCCUGAUCGUGGCCGUAAACGGGAGUUUCGUGACUUUUCAGAGGCAGAGCUACCAAAAGUGUUUAUCUGCAGACAGGCAUGUAUCAUGGAACAUAAGCUGCAAGAAGCAAAGGUGGAUGAGGGAACCAAUGUGCAGUUUGAAUGCAAAGCAGAUGGGUAUCCCCCACCCUCUAUAACUUGGUUAUCACCCCAGCAGACUCCGUUCAGCUCUAUGGGGAGAAUACGAGUACAUGCAAAUGGUACUCUGGAAGUGCGUUAUGUCCAAAUGCAAGACACUGGAACUUACCUAUGCAUUGCAGCUAAUGCUGCAGGGAAUGAUAGUAUCUCUGCCAGACUUCAUGUGAGGAUCUCCCCUCGAAACUAUACAACUCCCAAUUUCUUUGAUGAGAGCUGGGUUGAACCUUCAUUGCCUCCUUCCACCAACUCAUCAGCACAAGUAUCAAGUCCUUACCCUUUUGAUGCCAAGACCCUUGUCAUUGCUACUACUAUGGGGUUCCUUUCUUUUCUGAGCUCUGUGGUCAUUUGUUUUGUGUUCAUGUUCCUCUGGAGUCAGAGUAAGGGCCAGAUUAAGCACACAGCCACCAUUGACUUUGUGCCACGUACAUCUAUGGGAGGAGGUGGAGAUGGUGCAGACACAGGGAGGUUUACAAUGAAGCUCAUAUGAAGUCUUCUAAGGACAGAAUUUAAGUGUAGCUAAUGUAUGCUAAAAUAUCCAGAAUUGUGGCUCCUGUUAACUCUACUGAAAUUUUGGGGGAUAGUUUGGUAACUGCCUUCAGUUCAUCAUUGCCAUUAUCUGUCAUUCUAUUGGGGCAGUCGACCUGCAAAAGAUGUAAUAUUAAAGAGCUUAUUUAUCUUGAAAAAUACAGAAAGUAAUGUUUGUUACUAUUUAAAAAUGAUAUGAGUUUAUUUGAGACAAUUUGACUCAAAAACAAACAUCAAAAGAUAUAAUAUGCGUAUUUUGAUCAGGUAAUGUGUAUAUGUUAAAAAGUAAUAUUAUAGAAUACAAAUUAUUUGCUGUUUAAUAUUUGCAUUGUGGUAUUUAGAUUAAAUUAAACUAGAUCAAAAUACAAUAAACUUCAGUUUAACUGACAGCUGUGGUAUAUUAUACUGGGCUGUAAAAGCAGUACCUGUUAUGAAUUCUUUAAAAGCAUGUAUUUUGGCAAUUUUUUAAAAUAAAAUAGAUUUACAUGUGACUCAUCAAUGCAUAAUUAUAGAAGAAAAAAUAUAAAAGAGUAUUACUGUAUGUGAUCAAGUGACAUAAGAUGCUUUGCUAUAUAACGUAUGUAAUGUAAAUACUUAACACUUCUGCUGCACAUUCAGCUGAUUUGUUACUAAUAUAGAUUUGUUUUGUCAUAAAUACUAUUUGUGUACUAUGCAGGUCUGUCUGUUAGGCAUUGGCCACUGUUUUGCAUGAUAUUUUUUUUGUUGACAACUUUUUAUAAUAAAUUCAGAUUUUACUUUUUUUAUACUUACGUACUUAUAUAUACUUACUUUAAAUAUUGCAUUGUAAUUAUCUACCGAUAGUCUUGCGCUUAUAAAUAUCCCAUUGCAAAUAUUUUCUUACACACCCAAACUUUAAUCCUAAGGGUACAACAGAAAUAUGAUAUGACUUUGUUAACAACUGUUAUGCUUCUGUAUGUGAAUAACCUUCCUCCAAGAGACAUGUAGAUACUAAUUGAUGCCUGGAGAACAAUGGUGUGAGGACCAGUUGUGCUCUAGUGAACACACACACAUACACAUACACAUGCACAUGCACAUACACACACACACACACACACACACACACACACACACACACACACACACACACACACACACACACACACACACACACACACACACACACACACACACACUUCUAUACUGAUGAGAUUGGGAGAUUGGUCUCUUUAAUAAUGACAAGGGGAUAAGGGGUCCAUGGUACAGUACAAGGGAUCAGUGAAUGAUUUGAUGACUAUGGAAAUGAUGUAAAUCAUAUCAUAUGGCCUUUGAAGUCACCAUUUAUCAACUGACUGAACAGCUACAUUGGAUAUAAAAAGUCAAAACCUUUAUACACCUGUAUAUUUCAAAAUGAAAUCAAGAUAAGUUCUUUCCACCUCUAAUAUGUGUUAGCGACCUACACAAGUUAAAAACAAAUAGUACCUGUUUAGGGGAAAAAAUAGAAAGCAUCUUUUUCAUGUAAUACAGCACAAUUAGGCAAAAUUGUAGUUCACCCCUACUUGUAAAAAAUGUUCCAGAUAUAACUGGAUAGGAUUUAUUUAUUUUGGAUAGGAUUUGGCACUGGGUUCUACUGGGCCAUUACAAAAGAUUGAGCUUCUUCUUCUGAAGCUAUUCCUUUGUUGACCUGUAUUUAUGCUUUGGGUCAUUGUCAUGCUAGAAGGUGAAAUUUUUCAGAGGCCGGUUUUGUGCCAAAUUAAGGACAUAGGGAUCCCUGUGGUGCCCCAUUUUCUCCAACUGAUGUUGGCCUUCACUGUUUUAAGGCACAUCAAAGGAUUGAAAUUCCUUUCUAUCUCUCUGCUGAUUGAUUGCUUUAACACUGAGAUUCUGUGCAUGCUCUUUGUGACCAGCAACCGGAUGAAACCAAGAUGUCAAGAAAAUCUCUAUGUUUUUCUUCUAAAUUGUUUAUAUUUGUUUAAUAUCUUGAAUUAUUUUUUUUUAACAUAAAACAGGGGUGUGAUGGUAUGUAGGGGUGUGUAGACUUUUUAAUUCCACUGCAUGUGAAAUUUUGAAUUAAUGUAGUGAGUUCCAUCACCAUCAUCAAUACACCAAGGAAUAUAUUUUGAAAGAAUGUUUGUCCACUGUUCCAGUGUAGCAGCAGAAGCUUGUGGAAUCUAGUGCACUGAUGCUGUCAUAGUGACUAAUUUGUAUAUUUGAGUCAAUAAAUAAAUGA
Messenger RNA from Tachysurus fulvidraco (yellow catfish), 4541 nucleotides. RefSeq names its product leucine rich repeat and Ig domain containing 4b (gene lingo4b). The transcript has 2 exons. Gene Ontology annotation, molecular function: protein binding. The record is from RefSeq and is a predicted model, not a curated record. Bases 492 to 2315 code for a protein of 607 amino acids. NCBI's taxonomy places the organism in Eukaryota, Metazoa, Chordata, Actinopteri, Siluriformes, Bagridae.